AUGAACACUCCGCCGUUGACGAUCGCGAGCUCUGCAUCGCCGACGGAGACGAUCACAGACACAACCGGUACAGUCCUCAAAGGCAACUGCCACUGCGGCCGGUAUCGCUUCGAGUAUUCGCUCCCCGAUGGCCGAAGGCUCCACCACGAAGCUGUGAGAUGCACCUGCACUCUCUGUUCCAAGAAGGGGUAUAUAUGGCUUCCUAGCCCUUCAACGCCAUCCGAGGGCGAAUUGAAGUGGACACGAGAUGAUGGGUGUAUGACUAAGUAUCAAACCCCAAUGGUAUGGGAUCAGUUCUGUAAAGACUGUGGCACAGGAGUGGUGGGCGUGCAUUCGUAUGGACCUCUGAAGGGACAAGUGCUGGUCAAUGUGCGGGCUAUUCAGGGUGUCAAACCUUUCUUCCUUGAGUCGGUUAUAAAGACAGUCAAUCUCGAAGAGGAAGGACCCUUCUGGCCAUUGCCUUUGGGCCGAGAUGUCCUGUACAAUGGUAGCUGCCACUGUGGGAAAGUUCAGUUUGAGCUGAAAAACCCCGGACAAGGACUGGAAAAGCUAUGGGCAAUAAAAGAGGACAACUGCAGUUCAUGUGUGAGAGUAAGAAGCACCUGUAUCUGUACGCGGCCAUCAACAGUUACUAAUCAUUGCGAUGCUUUCGUCGGGAUCUAUCCCUCGAAGGAUCAUGUUUUCAUCCCCGAGGAAGCAUACAACGAGACCUUUGAGUACUUGUAUAAUCAGCGGGCGAACGGCCUUCGGCACUGUUCAACUUGCGGCGUGAUGGUUUUCAUGAUGGUCUACGGGCCUCCCGAUCUCGCAGAAAAGCUGAAGCAGCUCGAGGAGAGAAAUCCUGAGCGAUAUAAGGUGGCGAAGAAGAUGGUUGAGGCGAACCUGAAGUUGCAGCCCUUGAACGUGCGGACGCUUGAGAGAGUCGACUGGUACGAGAUUCGGCAGCGGGUGGAAAGAACUGAUACGGGGACUGAGGGCUAUGUUCUCGCUGAUAUCGAAGAGUCAGAGUCCGACGACGACGAAUCCGAAGAGGAAUCGACCAAGAAGCGUAAGGAAACAAAGGCGACGGAGUUAGAGUCGUCCGAGUUAAGUGAUCCCCCGGAUAGCGAAGAGGAGGAACAAUCCGAAGAGGAAUCGACCAAGAAGCGUAAGGAAACAAAGGCGACGGAGUUAGACUCGUCCGAGUUAAGCGAUCCCCCGGAUACCUCUAGCGAAGAGGAGGAAUAA
Molecule: messenger RNA, 1227 nt
Organism: Neurospora tetraspora
Lineage: Eukaryota; Fungi; Ascomycota; Sordariomycetes; Sordariales; Sordariaceae
Exons: 4
Coding region: 1-1227 (408 amino acids)
Molecular function (GO): carbon-sulfur lyase activity
Source: RefSeq, a predicted model, not a curated record